Molecule: messenger RNA, 3904 nt
Organism: Myotis daubentonii (Daubenton's bat)
Lineage: Eukaryota; Metazoa; Chordata; Mammalia; Chiroptera; Vespertilionidae
Gene: SRRM1
Product: serine and arginine repetitive matrix 1
Biological process (GO): regulation of mRNA splicing, via spliceosome
Cellular component (GO): spliceosomal complex
Molecular function (GO): RNA binding
Source: RefSeq, a predicted model, not a curated record
GCACUGAGCAAGCGCGGCCUCGUGUGCACUGGAGGGGCGAGUGGAGCGGCGCGCUUUGCGUCCCGGCGCUCCGCUCUCCCAGUCGGUCCCGCCCUCCGUCGCGGCGGCGCGGUGCAUCUUGGGAUAGGGAGCGAUCUCCGAGCGAGGCAGCAAGAUGGACGCGGGAUUCUUCCGCGGAACAAGUGCAGAACAGGAUAAUCGGUUCAGCAACAAACAGAAGAAGCUACUGAAGCAGCUGAAAUUUGCAGAAUGCCUAGAAAAAAAGGUGGAUAUGAGCAAAGUAAAUUUGGAGGUUAUAAAGCCUUGGAUAACAAAACGAGUAACGGAAAUCCUUGGGUUUGAAGAUGAUGUUGUGAUUGAGUUUAUAUUCAACCAGCUGGAAGUGAAGAUUUCACCCUUGUGUUUUGACAGAACAGUUGGCAUUUCAACUGAUAAGAAUCCAGACUCCAAAAUGAUGCAAAUCAACCUGACUGGGUUUUUGAAUGGAAAAAAUGCUAGAGAAUUUAUGGGAGAACUGUGGCCCCUGCUCUUAAGUGCACAAGAAAACAUCGCUGGAAUUCCUUCUGCUUUCCUAGAACUGAAGAAAGAAGAAAUAAAACAGAGACAGAUAGAACAAGAAAAGUUGGCAUCUAUGAAAAAGCAAGAUGAAGACAAAGAUAAGAGGGAUAAGGAAGAAAAAGAAAGCAGCAGAGAAAAAAGGGAAAGGUCUCGAAGCCCACGAAGACGCAAAUCCAGAUCUCCUUCCCCUAGAAGACGAUCUUCCCCUGUCAGGAGAGAGAGAAAGCGCAGUCAUUCUCGAUCUCCCCGUCACAGAACCAAGAGCCGGAGUCCUUCCCCUGCUCCAGAAAAGAAGGAAAAAACUCCUGAGCUCCCAGAACCAUCAGCAAAAGUAAAAGAACCUUCAGUACAAGAGGCCACUUCUACUAGUGAUAUCCUGAAAGUUCCCAAGCCUGAACCUGUCCCAGAGCCUAAAGAGCCUACUCCAGAGAAAAAUUCCAAAAAAGAAAAGGAAAAGGAGAAGACCCGACCAAGAUCUCGGUCACGUUCCAAAUCAAGAUCCCGGACACGUUCUCGCUCUCCUUCUCAUACUCGACCUAGACGGCGCCAUAGAUCCAGAUCAAGAUCAUACUCACCUAGAAGGCGGCCAAGCCCAAGAAGGCGGCCAUCUCCUCGAAGAAGAACUCCACCAAGACGAAUGCCUCCUCCACCAAGGCAUAGGAGGAGUAGAUCUCCAGUGAGACGAAGAAGGCGUUCAUCAGCAUCCUUGUCUGGAAGUAGUUCAUCCUCUUCUUCGUCUCGUUCCCGGUCACCGCCAAAGAAGCCUCCUAAGAGGACAGCCAGCCCCCCUCGAAAAAUGCGUAGGUUGUCUCCCUCAGCAAGUCCUCCAAGGCGAAGGCAUAGGCCAUCACCUCCGGCAACUCCUCCGCCAAAAACUCGUCAUUCCCCGACACCCCAGCAGUCAAACCGGACAAGAAAAAGUCGUGUUUCUGUCUCUCCUGGGAGAACUUCAGGUAAAGUGACAAAACAUAAAGGUACUGAGAAAAGAGAGUCCCCUUCACCAGCACCCAAGCCUAGAAAAGUAGAGUUAUCUGAAUCAGAAGAAGAUAAAGGUGGCAAAAUGGCUGCAGCAGAUUCUGUGCAGCAGAGACGCCAAUACAGACGACAGAACCAGCAGUCAUCAUCUGAUUCUGGCUCCUCAUCUUCCUCAGAAGAAGAACGACCCAAGAGGUCCCAUGUGAAGAAUGGUGAGGUAGGCAGGCGGCGGAGACAUUCCCCUUCCCGGAGUGCUUCUCCAUCACCUCGAAAACGCCAGAAAGAGACUUCCCCUCGGAUGCAGAUGGGAAAGCGAUGGCAAUCGCCAAUGACUAAAAGUGGUCGACGCAGGAGAAGUCCCUCCCCACCACCCACCAGAAGGCGACGUUCUCCCUCUCCUGCUCCACCUCCUCGACGGCGUAGGUCUCCCACACCACCACCAAGACGAAGGACUCCUUCUCCUCCCCCUCGUCGGCGCUCACCUUCCCCAAGAAGAUACUCUCCUCCAAUACAGAGGAGAUAUUCUCCUUCCCCACCCCCGAAGAGAAGAACGGCUUCUCCCCCACCCCCUCCUAAACGAAGGGCAUCACCAUCUCCACCACCAAAGCGUCGCGUCUCCCAUUCUCCACCUCCCAAACAAAGAAGCUCCCCAGCCAACAAGAGACGUUCACCUUCAUUGUCAUCAAAGCAUAGGAAAGGGUCUUCCCCAGGCCGAUCUACGCGGGAGGUCCGGUCACCACAACCAAACAAACGGCAUUCGCCCUCGCCACGGCCUCGAGCUCCUCAGACCUCCUCAAGUCCUCCACCCGUUCGAAGAGGAGCCUCAUCAUCACCCCAAAGAAGGCAAUCCCCAUCUCCAAGUACUAGGCCCAUUAGGAGAGUCUCCAGGACGCCAGAACCCAAAAAGACAAAAAAAGCUGCCUCACCAAGCCCUCAAUCUGUAAGGAGAGUCUCAUCCUCCCGAUCUGUCUCAGGAUCUCCUGAGCCAGCAGCUAAAAAACCCCCAGCACCUCCAUCUCCUGUCCAGUCUCAGUCACCCUCUACCAACUGGUCACCAGCGGUACCGGUGAAAAAGGCUAAAAGCCCAACACCAAGCCCAUCACCUGCGAGGAAUUCAGACCAAGAAGGGGGUGGAAAGAAAAAGAAGAAAAAGAAGGACAAGAAACACAAAAAGGAUAAGAAGCACAAGAAACACAAAAAACACAAGAAAGAAAAGGCUAUGGCUGCAGCUGCUGGAACCCCUGCAGCCAUUGCUGCUCCCACCACCACAUCAGCACAGGAAGAACCGGAGGCAGAGCCAGAGCCCAGGAAGGAGACUGAAAGUGAAGCUGAAGAUAACCUUGACGACUUAGAAAAGCACCUGCGGGAAAAGGCCCUGAGAUCGAUGAGGAAGGCUCAAGUGUCCCCACAGUCUUAGGUGGAAAUGUUUGUUAUGAUGUAAAUUUUAUUUGGUUUGUACUCAAUUCAAUUUCAAAAAAUGCUAAAAUGUGUUUGAGCUUUAGACUAUAACAUUUGUUGUAAUAAUUACUAGGUUGAAGUUCACCAUGUAAAAAAGGGCAUGGAUUUACAUUGCAAAAGGUGUCCACAGUGUAUUAGUGACAUUCUUUUAUUGACAGCUGACAUAAAUUCAUUUAGAGUGAAAUAUUUUAAGCCAAAAAAAAAAAAGUUCCCUUUUUAAAAAAGGGGCUUUAAAUAUUGUUGGCAUUUUUAUGGUUUCUUUAAAUGCCCCUGGCUAUUCCCAGAGGUUUUCUUUCUUUUUGUUUUUUUUUUUCUUUACUUUUUCUCAUUUGAGUCUUAGAACCCAUUUAAGUUAUGAUGCUUCCAACCUUGUAUGGUUUGCAGUUGCCCAGAAAAUAAGACCACUGUUGAACUACUACAAAAGUACAAAUGAACGUUUUAAUGCCACCAUCUUUCCUGUUGCCUGUGGAGUCUCUGCUGAAAUGAAUCAGGAUCAAGCUCUAGGAUGAGACAGAAAAUGAAAGCAUGCUGUUUGCCAGGACGCUGUGGGUUAAUACUGAUGUGUAACAAGUUGAUUUGGAACACUGGAAUUUCAUUCUGUUCUGUUGUGUUUUUUUGUUAAGGCAGUUAACUAGUCCCAGGAAGGAUCCUUCAGUUACGUCAAUUUUGUUUUUUGAAAUGUCAUGGCUCCAUUCAUAAUUUUGUCUUAUUCUUCCAAUUGGUAUAUACAACUUCAGAACUCUUGUAUUUGAAAGGCUGGAAGGGCCCAGACUUUGAAAUAGUGUCUUGUUUUCACUGUUUUGUUUUGGGUUUUUUUUGUUUUUUGUUUUUUUUCGUUGUUUUUUUUUUUUUUUUUUAACUAAAGCUAUAUAAAGCUUGUGGAUUAAACAGAAUAAAUUUCUAAAUUUAAAAA